This is a messenger RNA of Mya arenaria, 1597 nucleotides long. RefSeq names its product tumor necrosis factor receptor superfamily member 16-like. The coding region runs from base 179 to 892 and encodes 237 amino acids. The record is from RefSeq and is a predicted model, not a curated record. NCBI's taxonomy places the organism in Eukaryota, Metazoa, Mollusca, Bivalvia, Myida, Myidae. Gene Ontology annotation, molecular function: protein binding. The transcript has 3 exons.
CUAGGUCAUGGCUUUAUAUGUUCAAUAAUGUAAACGCAGAUCUCAAAGCGAGGGAAAACUGUUUUAAGUUCAACUAAAGCGUUUAAAUGCAUUGCACAAUGGUCUGACAUUUAAAAAAAAGAUUGAUCGGAAUGCUAUAAGUUCGGAAGUUAUUAUUUAAUGCAAAAAUGGAGCAAAAAUGAAGCACAGAUUUAUAACUGCAGUUAACUGGAUAUUCUCAUUUUCUCUGCAAAUACCAGCUGUAUUACCUGUGGAACCGGUGCCCUUUUUUCUUUCAAACUAUAAAACGUCGACGCCCAUGUGCGACCAGGGUAAGUAUUAUAGUGAAACUCCAAAUGGAGGCGGUCGGUGCAAGAAGUGUCGACCAUGUCAUAAAGGCUACUCAAUAGUCCAACAUUGUACAGAGACUAGCGGUUCCAAAUGUGAACCGUGUCCAGCAGGUACCUUUAGUGACAGCAGAAACGGGGAUUGUAAGAACUGCACAGUUUGUGAUAAAGGUUACUUCGUGAGAAAGCCAUGCUUACCUUAUAAAGACACCAGGUGUCGGAGAUGUCCCGAAGGGACUUUCUCGGUAGAUGGGACUCGAUGGGCGUGUAGAUAUUGCAGAAUCUGCAGCAAACGUCAGGACGAGAUCUUACCUUGUACGAUUAAAAAUGAUCGAUUAUGCACCGAAGAUUUUAUAAUGGCUACCACACAAUCUGAAGUGAUAUGGACAGAGAUAGAAGUUGAAGACAAUGUUGAAUUCAGCAUACAUACCCGACUAGUACUGGUUGCCACAUGCACGGCGAUUUCAUUUGCCUUCUUAAUUGUUUUGCUCGCUUGGACGUUACAAACUUACCAUAAUUUGGAAGACCGGUAUCAGAUGACGCUGUGUAAGAUUUGUGUCCUGUGACACGUCGAUGAUCAUCCGGAAGUUGUACAGUAAUGCACCAGUUAUUUGUAAACAAGCCCCGCCCAUCCCCACCGCCCGCGCUCCGGGGUUAUACUGGGGGUAACCGGGGAAAUAGGCCGUGUUUUUACCUUCCCGCAGUGCCGGUCGAAUGCGGUGGUUUUUGUCUUCGUGCAAAAUAUAGCGGGGAAUGGGCCUUACCUAGGGUCCCUGGGGUGAAGGGACAUUAGGCGGGAAUUUACCAUCAGUUCGUCCCCGCAGGGCGGGGAUUUUACCCGGGCUUGGCUGAACCGAAAGUUAAAGUCCACGCUACUCCCCGGACCUGGGCGGGGCGUGGUAACACUUGACCGGUUCAUAAAACGUGUUAAUAGUGAUAUUGUGUCAAGAUAUCAGUACUAAUUAACGCUGUGUUAUUUGUGUUUUCUCGGCACGUGGACGCUCACCUGAAAUUUGAUCACAUACACGUGCUAACAAAAAUAUCAUUUUUUUGGAGAUCGGUUGUCAUUCAUGUAGACUCUACGAAGCAGCUGUCCAGAACUAGUAACUAUAGUUCUCAUGAGAAACCUCAAUGAAGGAUCCAACCUUUCAACGUUUCUUUAUUAAAUGAUCACCAUGUUAAACGUUAGGGCAAGCGGUUUUCAACAGGUUUAUUAUUUAAGGAAUGAAUUGCGGGGUUGAUGUCAUUAUCGGGGUAUGAACGCAAUUGGG